GCAUGCCCCGCUGCUGACCGCCGCGGGCAACCCUCGGACUUGGCCUUGGGGGACCGUGGGGGAGCUGGGGAGCCCCAGAGCUGCAGCUGAGGUGAAGAAACUAAACCCAGGAAGGGGAGGGGACUUGUUCAAAGGGAUGCCUGUGGGAGGCCUGCUGGGAAGGAAAGCAGCGGAGAGCCCUCUGGCCCGAGUUUAGGCUGCAUCACACUGCAGUGUGCUCAUGUUCUCUCCAGCUUCCGCCUGCUCAGAGGAUGUGAGAGGACUGUAGUUGGGAGCCCCCGGAAGCAUGGAGACUGUGGUGAUCGUCGCCAUAGGCGUGCUGGCCACCAUUUUCCUGGCCUCAUUUGCUGCUUUGGUGGUGGUCUGUAGGCAGCGCUACUGCCGGCCUCGAGACCUCCUACAGCGCUAUGAUUCCAAGCCCAUUGUGGACCUCAUUGGUGCUAUGGAGACCCAGUCUGAACCCUCCGAGUUAGAGCUGGAUGAUGUCGUCAUCACCAACCCCCACAUCGAGGCCAUUCUGGAGAACGAAGACUGGAUUGAAGAUGCCUCGGGCCUCAUGUCCCACUGCAUCGCCAUCUUGAAGAUUUGCCACACUCUGACAGAAAAACUUGUUGCCAUGACAAUGGGUUCUGGGGCCAAGAUGAAGACGUCAGCAAGUGUCAGCGAUAUCAUCGUAGUGGCCAAGAGGAUUAGCCCCAGAGUGGAUGACGUUGUGAAGUCAAUGUACCCUCCGCUGGACCCCAAGCUCCUGGAUGCACGGACAACUGCCUUGCUCCUGUCUGUCAGUCACUUGGUGCUAGUGACCAGGAAUGCUUGUCACCUAACCGGGGGCCUGGACUGGAUCGACCAGUCACUGUCUGCCGCCGAGGAGCACCUGGAAGUCCUUCGAGAGGCAGCCCUGGCUUCGGAGCCGGACAAGAGCCUCCCCAACCCCGAGGGCUUCUUGCAGGAGCAGUCGGCCAUUUAAAGCCUCAAGGUGCCAGUCUCUGCCCCUGUGUGAGCCUUCUCUUCCUGAGGAUUCAAUUGUUCCCACGGAGUUCUUGCAGCCAGUCUUCAGUGCCAAGUAAAGCUGAGAGCCUCACGCUGGAUGCCUCUGCUGCAAUAGCAAACAGUGGCUGGAGAGUGGCAGUGUAACACCACAGUUAGGGGGGACGCCUUGUACCUGUACAGCAGAGUACAGAAAGCCGAAGGGCCCACGACUAGAUUCAGUUCAUUUAAUGUCUCCAAGAAAAAUUGGCUUGCCCUCUAAUAAUCAAGAGGCACCACAUUGAAUUAGAAUUUCGGGCUUCUGAAAAUCAAGGUGUGGCAACCCAGAUCUGCGUUUUAGAGGACAAUCAGAACUAAGUCGCUAAGUUGAGAUUGUCUCUUGGGGUGACCCUUGCACUCCCCUUGCUGUUCUGUGUUCAGUACUUGGUCCCUGAAGCUUCUGAGCCUCCUGCCCCCAUUCCUCUUCUCAUGCACCUUCCCCUCUCCCCAUCUGUUUUAGAAGCUGAAAUACAAAGUUGAUUGUUUCACUUUUAUCACUAUGCCUGCAAUUUUACUUUAAAACCUCUAGGUGAAAUAGUAAAUUUGUUCUUCUGUUUUCCUUAA
This is a messenger RNA of Psammomys obesus (fat sand rat), 1590 nucleotides long. RefSeq names its product transmembrane protein 98 (gene Tmem98). Lineage: Eukaryota; Metazoa; Chordata; Mammalia; Rodentia; Muridae. The transcript is spliced from 8 exons. Gene Ontology annotation, cellular component: endoplasmic reticulum. The record is from RefSeq and is a predicted model, not a curated record. Bases 287 to 967 code for a protein of 226 amino acids.